AUGUUGCCUGUUUCCGCAACGACUUUUGCCGACGUUUCGCAGCUGUCGUCGUCCGAGCCUUUGCGAGCGAGAGGCAAAGAGCCUAUCUUCAACUCAAAACACCACUCAGCCAUCGGGGGACAGUUACUGCAGUCGGAGGUGAACGUUCUCCAAACGAUCGAUUAUGAGACGACAUACACAACAAACUAUGAUGUGAUGCAGUUUCUUCUCGCUUCUUUCAGGCCUUCGCAAACGGCAGAGGAACGGAUGGCCAUGGGAGCACACUGCGAAGACCUUCUUGAGCUGGCCAUGUUCACGAGCGGCUAUUUCAGUACGCCUGGGGCGUGUGCCGCUGGAGUGAUUGCUGUAGCAGAAUAUCUCUCUCCUAGAAGCGCGGACUCGGAUAGUACGGUCGCCAUAUUGAUGCAGCUGGCCGGCUAUGCGAAGGGUGAUAUCGAGCUAUGUGCUGUGCAGCUCAUCGACUACUUAAGCAGUGCAUACCGAGCAACAAACUGA
This is a messenger RNA of Sphaeroforma arctica JP610, 495 nucleotides long. RefSeq lists its product as hypothetical. The coding region runs from base 1 to 495 and encodes 164 amino acids. Lineage: Eukaryota; Ichthyosporea; Ichthyophonida. The transcript has 5 exons. The record is from RefSeq and is a predicted model, not a curated record.